This is a messenger RNA of Paramecium sonneborni, 1038 nucleotides long. NCBI's taxonomy places the organism in Eukaryota, Ciliophora, Oligohymenophorea, Peniculida, Parameciidae. The record is from the annotation of a GenBank genome assembly.
AUGUAAUAAAAUAUAAUUUUACGACAUGGAUGUAGUUAACCUCUAACGCUCUAUUAAUCACUAACUUACUUGCUUUACUUUCCAAAUAUUUUAAACUGUUUUCUAUAAAUAUCUUUACUUGACGAAUAAGUAAGAGUUUCAUCUGGUAUUUAGGCUAUACAUUUUAUAAUAUUAGGUCUUUUAACUAUAAUUUCUUUAUUUUCUAGUAUUAAAACUACUCUUAGUUGUCCUACUGAUGAAUUUUUAUUAUUGCAAGUAGAAUAUCGUCGAUAAGGGUAAUUUUAAAAAUAAUAUGAAGAAAACAUUUCAAUUAUGAAAAUUACAAAUUGGAUUCAUAUUGUGAUAUUUGUGAAGCUUAUGUGAAAGAAAAUACAAAACAUUGUAAACAUUGCAAUAGGUUAUACAAAGAUUUAUUAUUAUAGAUGUUGUCAAGAUUUUGAUCAUCAUUGUAAAUGGGUUAAUAAUUGCAUUGGUAAAUUAAAUUAUAAAAUUUUUAUGAUGAUGGUAACAUCAACAAUGUUACAGUUCUUUUACACAAUGAUUGUUUAUAUAAGAAUUAUAAUGUUAUAUAAUACAUAGUAAGAAAAAUUGUUAAUAGACAAUGAAAUUCAAAAGUUUGUAACAAAAUUCAUUUUAGUUUAAGCAUUUUUAUUAUGAAAAUGAUCUCGAUAUUAAAUACAUACUUUCAAUAAUUAUGAUUGUAGAUUCAUUUAUAUUUUGGAUAUUACUUUUCUAAUUAUUCAUAUUCCAUAUUUAUCUAAUAAAAAAAGGCAUAAGCACUUAUGAAUUUAUAGUGAAACCAGAUAUCAAAAAAAUAAAUCCAUAAAAUUCUAUUAUCAUUCAUGCCGAAGUGAUUCCUUAGGGAGUUCCCUAAACAAACUUAAAUUUUCAAAUGGAUAAUAAAAAAACAAUGUACUAGUUGAAGGGUUAAUAUAUAGAAUCGAUUUAAGUGGUAGUGAUUAGUAAGUUGCAUAAGAAUCUUAAGAAAAAUAGAUCAAUCAAUCUGAAAUUGUAUUAAAUAAUUAAGACUUGGCAUGA